Dracunculus medinensis (Guinea worm) is the source of this 363-nucleotide messenger RNA. NCBI's taxonomy places the organism in Eukaryota, Metazoa, Nematoda, Chromadorea, Rhabditida, Dracunculidae. The record is from the annotation of a GenBank genome assembly.
AUGAGUGCGUAUGGCCACAUUGCCGGCCGACCAAUCGAAUGUUUAAGUAUUGCUGUUGAACUGCAAAAAGAAAAAUUUGUCGACAAAAAUGGACAAGAAGCUCUUCGCGUUGGAUUUAAGAUCGGUGGUGGAAUAGACCAAGAUCCGAGUCGAGCACUCUUUCCAUAUCCUGAUACUGGCAUUUACAUAACGUAUAUCGAAAAAGAUUCACCGGCUGAUCUUGCUGGUCUUCGCCAACACGACAAAAUUUUACGAGUGAAUGGCAAUGAUUUUACGAUGGUUACACACGAAAAAGCAGUGAAAUAUAUAAAGAAAUAUCCAGUGUUAAAUAUGUUGGUUGCAAGGAGAGAUCUCCCUUAUUAA